Messenger RNA from Acanthisitta chloris (rifleman), 3012 nucleotides. It is a transcript of the gene RUBCN, whose product is annotated as KIAA0226 ortholog. Gene Ontology annotation, biological process: negative regulation of endocytosis; negative regulation of autophagosome maturation. The coding region runs from base 106 to 3012 and encodes 968 amino acids. Lineage: Eukaryota; Metazoa; Chordata; Aves; Passeriformes; Acanthisittidae. Gene Ontology annotation, cellular component: early endosome; late endosome. The record is from RefSeq and is a predicted model, not a curated record. The transcript is spliced from 21 exons. Gene Ontology annotation, molecular function: phosphatidylinositol phosphate binding.
UGGAAGCUGCUUGGCAACCUGAAGACCACAGUGGAAGGAUUGGUGUCCAUCAGCAACCCAAACGUCUGGUCCAAGUAUGGUGGGUUGGAACGGCUCUGCAGAGACAUGCACAGCAUCCUCUACCAUGGGCUCAUCCAUGACAAGGUGUGCUGCCGGCAGAAGGAUUACUGGCAGUUUGUGAAGGACAUUCGCUGGCUGAGUCCUGGCUCUGCUCAUCACCUGGAGAAGUUCAUCAGCCUGCAGGAGAGCAGCCAGCGUGACCCAGAGGGCCCAGGGGACCAGGCCAUCGCGCAGCUGUGGCUGCAGCAUAGCCUGCAGUGCCACUGCCUGUCGGCACAGCUGAAACCGCUCCUGGGGAACCGGCAGUACAUCAGGAAGUUCUAUGCAGACACUGCCUUCCUGCUCAGUGACGCCCACGUCACAGCCAUGCUGCAGUGCCUGGAAGCUGUUGAGCAGAACAACCCCAGGCUUCUGGCUCAGAUUGACACCUCCAUGCUGGCUGGCACGUCACUGCCAUCCCUGUGCGCGUCAGACCCUGCUGCUGGGACAAGAGAGAUGUGUGACCACAAUGCUGAAGGAAAUGAGAGCCGUCUGCCUGGAGCGCUAGGCUGCCUGGAUCAUUUCUCUGAGAGCCUGUUUACCAGGAAGAGUGACAAUCCGUCUCCAGUGACCAAGAGUCAGAGCUUGACUGCCCUCCCUGCAUCCCCGUAUGUCCCCACUGCCAGCUGCAUGCAGCAGCGCUGCUUUGGGUCCUUCUCCAGCCUGCACCAUCCAGCUCCUUCUGGCCUCACAGACAGGAGACCUGUGAACUCCUCUGUGAGCUCCAGCCAACUCCAGGAAUGCUGCCCGUCCACUCGGUCCUCUUCGUUCAGUGAGGGCAGGUCCCCUCUGGAGCAACCUGGCUCUGUCAGCCGUUUCCACAUCCCCUCAUCCAAAGACACUCCGGCCAGCGAGAUGAGCUCCAGCACCACCAGCCAGAGCGAGGACACUUGGACAGGGAGUCAGGAUGAUGCGCAGAGCGAUGUUAAUGAUGGGCCGGAGUACCUGGCUAUUGGGAACUUGGGACGCCGGGGCCGGGCAUGCAGCAAUGCCAGCACCAACAGCACUAAGAGCAGUAGCUCCAAACUCUUCUCCUCCAGCAGCUCCCAGAAGCUGGACUCGGUGUCAUCCCUGGGGGACCAGGGGGCAAGUGGAGGUGGAAGCAGGGGCCUGAGCCUGUUGCGCCGGUCCAGCUUCUCAGAGGGGCAGUCGUCAGCUCCACAGAGUAUCCUCAAGAAGAGCCACGUGCGCUCACACUCCGACACCAACGUGACUUCGGGGAAGUUGCACGGAGGCCUCAGGGAUAUCACCAUUAUAAUAGAAGAUCCAGUGGCAGAGUCCCAUGGUGAUCCAAGUGGAGGGAGAGGGCCGGUCUCUGCUUCCACCCAGAGCAGUGAACUGAGCACACCCAGCUCCCUCUACAUGGAGUAUGACUCUGGACAGUACCUGAGCUCAGGGGAAGGGAUGUUUAGGAGACCCUCAGAAGGACAGUCCCUCAUCAGCUACCUCUCUGAGCAGGACUUUGGCAGCUGUGCAGACCUAGAGAAGGAGAAUGCCCACUUCAGCAUCUCAGAGUCCCUGAUUGCUGCCAUUGAGCUGAUGAAAUGCAACAUGAUGAGCCGACAGCUGGAGGAGGAGGAGGAGGAGGACAGCGACAAGGAGAUCCAGGAGCUUAAACAAAAGAUUCGUAUUCGGCGCCAGCAGAUCCGCACCAGGCACCUCUUCCCUACCUGUCAGGAGAUGGGCUCAGACAGUCUUGUGGCGACAGACAGCGGGUCCCAGUUCAGCUCCCACGGCUCCAUGCGGCUCUCUGACUCUGGCUCUGCAGAGGAUGUGGAAGAGUACGAGAUCCGAGAUGCAGACAUCAAGAGGAACCCAGAGUCCAGCAGGAAGUCCUUUCUCUCCUCGGAGUCCAUAUCCUACUCCUUCCUCAGUUCCAACUCGGCAGAGGCCGUGGCCAUGGGCUUGCUGAAGCAGUUCGAGGGCAUGCAGCUCCCAGCUGCCUCUGAAUUGGAGUGGCUGGUCCCUGAGCAUGAUGCCCCUCAGAAGCUCCUGCCCAUCCCUGACUCUCUGCCUAUCUCUCCCGAUGAUGGAGAACAUGCCGACAUCUACAAGCUGCGGAUUCGGGUGCGCGGAAACCUGGAGUGGGCCCCACCACGACCACAGAUCAUCUUCAACGUUCACCCAGCCCCAACGAGGAAGGUGGCUGUGGCCAAGCAGAAUUACCGCUGUGCAGGCUGUGGCAUCCGGACUGAUCCUGAUUACAUCAAGCGGCUGCGAUACUGUGAGUACCUGGGGAAAUACUUCUGCCAGUGCUGCCACGAGAAUGCCCAGAUGGUCAUCCCCAGCCGCAUCCUGCGCAAGUGGGACUUCAGCAAGUACUACGUGAGCAACUUCUCCAAAGACCUGCUGAGCAAGAUCUGGAGUGACCCGCUCUUCAACGUGCAGGAUAUCAAUCCUGCCCUGUACCGGAAAGUGAAGGCUCUCAACCAAGUGUGGCUGCUGCGAAUCCAGCUCUUCCACAUGAAGAACAUGUUUAAGACGUGCCGACUAGCUAAAGACCUUCUGGACUCCUUUGACAUGGUGCCUGGCCACUUGACAGAGGAUUUGCACCUCUACUCGCUGAAUGACCUCAGUGCCACAAAGAAAGGGGACCUGGUGCCUCGCUUGACAGAGCUCCUGAAGGCAGGCAGCAUGCACGUUGAGAAGUGCAUGCUGUGCCAAGCCAAAGGCUUCAUCUGUGAGUUCUGCCAGAAUGAGGAUGACAUCAUCUUCCCCUUUGAGCUGAACAAGUGCAAGACAUGUGAAGAGUGCAAGGCCUGCUACCACAAAUCCUGCUUCAAAUCCACCCGCUGUCCCCGCUGUGAGCGGCUUCAAGCCCGGAGAGAGCUGAUGGCCAAGCAGAGCAUGGAGUCCUACAUCUCGGACUAUGAAGAUGAGCUGGAGCAGCCAGAGGCAGUGGCAGCCACAUGA